GUUGGCUUUAGCUAUUUAAACAAAAUAGAUGUUUUUUUAUUUUAAAUUCAGUUCAAAAUUUUUAAGUUUUGUUGGUUGUUUAUUUUUUUCGCAAUUUACACGAGAAAAGUAAUUAGAAGCUCGUUUUGCUUUAUAUUUGUGUGACGGCCAACCGUGUUACAAUAAAAUUAAAACGUGAUUAGCUGUAGAAUAAGGUGUACGUGCAUUCCUGUUCUUUCCCGAUAUUUCCAUAAUAUUUAGCAUAAUUAGUGAUGGCAAUCAAACCCGGCAUAGCUAGAAAAUCAUCAAAUAAAAAUCCACCGUUUUUUAGCCAUGAAUUUGUGAUACAGAAUCAUGCGGAUAUAGUAUCCUGUGUAGCAAUGGUUUUUGUCGUGGGACUUAUGUUACCUGCAACUGCUCCAAUGGCCAGCAUUUUUGUUGCAUUGCACCAUAAUGUAACGGGAGCGGAACCAAGCCAUGAAAAUCCCAGAGGAUUACCAUUUUCUUAUGAAUCAGGAUGGAAGGAUUGGUGUUGUGUUUUCUUUUAUACAUUAAUUUGUAUUAUAAUGCACGCGCUAUUGCAGGAAUAUUUGAUUGAGAAAAUUUCAAAGAAAUUGCAUUUAUCAAAGUUUAAACUGGCUCGAUUCAAUGACUCAUGUCAGUUGUUGGUGUUCUAUUUGAUUUCGUGCGUAUGGGGACUGGAUGUCAUUAUACGCGAAGGAUAUUUUAGCCAAUUGUCAUUAUUAUGGGAUCAAUUUCCAGAGCAUCCAAUGAUUUUCCUCCACAAAUUAUUCUUCAUCAUUCAAUUGGCCUACUAUUUCCACAUGUUGCCUGAACUUUAUUUGCAAAAAGUGAAAAAAGAAGAUCAACAAUCAAAAAUCAUUCAUGCAAUUUGUAGUUUUUCAUUCAUUGCUCUCGCCUAUUUCAUGGGUUUCCAACGUAUUGCAUUAGCAUUGCUCACUCUGCAUUAUGCUAAUGAAGUAGUAUCGCACAUUUUCCAAUUGAUCGACAUUUUUGAUCGUGAUGAAAAGCUCACCAAAUUACACUAUAUCAACCAUUCAAUUUUCAUUGUAACACGUUUCGGUUCAACGCUAUUGGCUCUAUUCACAUUAUACUAUGGCAUCGAAAGCAGCGCUAAAACGACGUUCGCACUAACCGCUGUUAUGGGAUUGCAAGGAUUUUUAAUAUUCCAAUUUUUCAACAAUAUUUUACGCGCCAAAAGUGAAAAAUUAGUCGAAAAGAAUUUAUUAAGAAAACGUAAUGCUGCAACCAAUGCCAAGACAACAACAAGCGGUGAAAAAUCAAAGAAAGACCGAAAAAAGGAAAGCGACUUACCGGAAGCUGAUCAAAAUGCAAACUCGGGCCGACACCAUGAAUUGAAAAAACUGAAAUAAAAACAACAAAUAAACAAUGCUACCGAAUAUAAUAACAGAAGAAAAUGCUACGAAUGAUGUUUUAAAUGGUUUAAAUGUUAAUGAAUCUGUGUGUGAAUAUGAUAUGUAUGUUUGAGAGAGCAUGUGUGCCAAUGUUUGAUUAGAACACAAAUUUACGAUGAAGAAUGUGUCCAUCCUGCAUAUUUCAUUUAUAUGCAUAUAUGCACUUAUUAAAUGGUUCAAUUAGGCAAUCGAUUUAUAUAUACAAUCUAUAUACAUAUAUAGAUGAAAAAACAAAAUCAAUCAAAACACAAAAAAUAAAAUUACCGAAUUAUAAAUAUAAAGAAAGAAAGUAUAUAGU
Messenger RNA from Contarinia nasturtii (swede midge), 1713 nucleotides. It is a transcript of the gene TRAM, whose product is annotated as translocating chain-associated membrane protein 1. Gene Ontology annotation, cellular component: endoplasmic reticulum membrane. Gene Ontology annotation, biological process: SRP-dependent cotranslational protein targeting to membrane, translocation; protein insertion into ER membrane. NCBI's taxonomy places the organism in Eukaryota, Metazoa, Arthropoda, Insecta, Diptera, Cecidomyiidae. Bases 252 to 1373 code for a protein of 373 amino acids. The record is from RefSeq and is a predicted model, not a curated record. The transcript is spliced from 5 exons.